GUUUUUGUUUUUUAAAUCUUAAGAUACAAAAAUUAUGCGAAUGCAUUAUAAGAGUGUUGGAUGGCUGGGGAGAGGAUGCAAAGUUGUCAGAAAAAAAAAAUUAAAAAGCUUGUUGGUUUCUACGCAGUUUUCGGAGGCUAAUUGCCCUGAGUGGACUAAUGAACAGCAUAGUAGGUCUAAUUGGCUUACUGCACCACUUGUGGGCUGGCGUGCUGGGCGAGUAAAAUUGAAUCAAAGCUGUAGCACCACGUCAGACUAGUUAUGUGCGUUACGGUGGUAAUUGGCACAUGCAUUCUGAAAGGCGUGAAAUAUGGCAAUCGGCCAAAAGCUCGCUCUGAGCAAGCGCAUCCUUGAAUUGAAAAAUCAACAAUUAAUUUAAAAUAAUUUUAAUAAAGUUUAUAUAGUCGUCUGUGCACAUGUGGUCACGUUUCUUUUAAAUAUCCGCAGAAGAGAGAGGAUUUAUUCAAUACUUUCCCCUGGACUUCGUGCGUAAUUCCACCGUGCGUAAUUAAAACUAAUGUAUAUAAAUAAUUAUAACCCGUUCACAUAUGUACGUAUUUCUGUGUUUUUAGAAGCAACACCCUUUAUUAAUCCCCUUGUAACUUAACACUAACUCCAUAAGAUUACGGCAUGUUCGCUGCAUCCACUUGUAUCAUUGUUAUUCAUGUCUAUUUUUAACCGAACAAAAGAGAGACGCAGCGAUGGCAACAAUGUCCCGAAUAAUGCCCAAUUGGCCCAUUGUGUGAUUUGAAAGACAGACACGUGCAACACAACAUAGAUAAGGAGAGAGAGAGGGAGAGGGGAGGGGGCAGGAUAAGUGUGUGUGUGUGUAUGUAUAUAUAUAUAUAUGCUUGUGUGGGUGCGCGUGUGUAUGAGCGCGCUUAAAGAUAGCCUCUGGGGAUACUGGAGCAGCACACACCCCUCCAAGCCUGUUUAGAGGAACUCCCCUUUCAGCACCCUGGACAGAGGCAGCACUGACCGCCGGUGGUUUCAGUUGAAGUAAAGUUGCAAGGCUGCGGGCUCACAGUCCCACCGCAUCUCCAUCCAGCUCACCGGCGCGACAUCCAAAGAGCAGCUUGAUGAAGGUUCAAAGUUCCCGUUCUCGGUGGUUAGUCAAAGGAGAGAAGUCGACGGAAGUUGUUUUUGACAUUUUCCAGAAAUCGCCAGACCUCGUCUCGCUCUCGAGAGGAUAAAUCGUCCGGGAAGUGUGUGCGAAUCCACCGUGUGCGCUCGGUAGCUUGUUAGAUUUUAACAAGAAAAGAAAAAAAGAAAUCACAGGCGUGCGUGUUCUUGCGCUUCUUCCACUGGAGCAUCUUCAAAAUGCUGCUUGAGCACCCGGGGUCAAGUUGCCAAAACACGGGGAAUUUCUCCCGGUACAGUUCAGGCCAAGAAAUCCCAGUGUGUGCGGGCUGCAAUCAGCACAUCGUGGACCGCUUCAUUCUCAAAGUGCUGGAUCGCCACUGGCACAGCAAGUGCCUAAAAUGCAGCGACUGCCAGGCGCAACUGGCGGACAAGUGCUUCAGCAGGGGCGACAGCGUCUACUGCAAGGACGAUUUCUUCAAGAGAUUCGGGACCAAAUGCGCAGCCUGUCAGCAGGGGAUACCCCCCACCCAGGUGGUGAGGAGAGCGCAGGACUACGUCUACCACCUGCACUGUUUUGCCUGCAUCGUGUGCAAGAGGCAACUGGCCACAGGCGACGAGUACUAUCUGAUGGAGGACAGCAGGCUGGUCUGCAAGGCCGACUACGAGACCGCCAAACAGAGAGAAGCAGACUCGACUGCCAAGAGGCCACGAACGACCAUCACCGCUAAACAGCUGGAAACGCUGAAGAACGCCUACAAUAACUCUCCCAAACCGGCCCGCCACGUCCGGGAGCAGCUAUCGUCAGAGACGGGCCUGGAUAUGCGGGUUGUGCAGGUUUGGUUUCAGAACAGGCGAGCUAAAGAGAAAAGGCUGAAGAAAGACGCCGGGCGGCAGAGAUGGGGUCAGUACUUCCGCAAUAUGAAGAGGUCACGGGGAAGCUCCAAAUCCGAUAAGGACAGCAUCCAGGAGGAGGGCAUGGACAGUGACGCCGAGGUGUCCUUCACAGAUGAACCACCCAUGUCAGAGCUAGGUCACACCAACGGCAUUUACAGCAGCCUGAGCGAGUCCUCUCCAGCCAUGGGGGCGCGGCAAGGGGGCAACAACCACAGCUCCUUCCCCCUGGAGCACGGGGUCCUCCCCUCUCAAGACCAGUUCCACGACAUCCGCUCCAACAGCCCCUACGGCCUUCCGCAGUCGCCGGGGUCGCUCCAGGCUCUACCCAGACACCAGCCUCUCAUCUCCAGCCUCGUCUACCCUGACUCUGGCAUUUCGAUCAUGACCCAGGGCAGCGGACCUGGAAUCAACCCUGCCGUAAGGGUUUCCAUGGGGGCAACCAACGGCCCCAGCUCGGACCUGUCCACCGGCAGCAGCGGUGGAUACCCAGAUUUUCCCGCCAGUCCUGCCUCUUGGUUAGAUGAAGUAGACCAUGGGCAGUUUUGAUUGUUCAGCAAGAAGCUUUUUUUCUUUCUUUCUUUUCUGAUUUGCUUUUUGUGUCUUCAGUUGGAUCUUCAAAAACUGAAAAAUAGUCACACAGGACAGUGAUUAUGUAACGGAAGUAGACUGCCUGUGCUCGGAUCUCACCAAUAUCCGACUGGCAAACCCAUUCAGUAUUGGUAAUCUGGAUGGAAGUACGGAAGAAAAUGUCCCACGUUUAAAGCACUUGGCCUAAUAACCUG
Messenger RNA from Mugil cephalus (flathead mullet), 2759 nucleotides. It is a transcript of the gene lhx3, whose product is annotated as LIM homeobox 3. Gene Ontology annotation, molecular function: DNA-binding transcription factor activity, RNA polymerase II-specific; RNA polymerase II transcription regulatory region sequence-specific DNA binding. NCBI's taxonomy places the organism in Eukaryota, Metazoa, Chordata, Actinopteri, Mugiliformes, Mugilidae. The record is from RefSeq and is a predicted model, not a curated record. The transcript has 6 exons. Gene Ontology annotation, cellular component: nucleus. Gene Ontology annotation, biological process: regulation of transcription by RNA polymerase II; neuron differentiation. The coding region runs from base 1321 to 2523 and encodes 400 amino acids.